AUGUCCAACGUCAAGGAAAUCGCGCCCUCCCCUACCGAGGCCGACCUCGAUUCGAAGUCCUCUGGUGCCGUCAGCACCACCCCCGCGACCUCCGCUGCUCAGCAGAGCGACAAUAUUGCCCAUGCGUUGGCCGGAGCGGGUGGUGGCCUUCUCGCGAUGACCCUUACCUACCCCCUCAUCACCCUCUCAACCCGCGCACAGGUCGAGUCGAAGCGAGCUGAUACCUCCACAAUCGCCGCUGUGAGGCACAUCAUUCAGCGGGAAGGUCUGGGCGGGCUCUACGCAGGACUCGAGAGCGCCCUGUUUGGUAUUUCGGUCACCAACUUUGUCUAUUACUAUUGGUACGAGUGGACCCGCGCCUUCUUUGAGAAAGCGGCCGUCACAGCAGGUCGGGCCAGCAAGAAGCUCACCACUGUGGAGAGCAUGAUUGCCGGCGCAAUCGCGGGGUCGGCAACUGUCCUCCUCACCAACCCUAUCUGGGUCAUCAACACAAGGAUGACUGCCCGGAAGAGUGAAUCUGGAGAAGGUGAACUUCCGGGUGGUGAAAAGAGACAGGUCAAGAAACCCAGCACCAUCGGGACCUUGUUGAGCCUUCUCAAGGAGGAGGGGCCUUCGGCGCUUUUCGCCGGCGUGCUUCCGGCUUUGGUCUUGGUGAUCAACCCGAUCCUACAAUAUACGAUAUACGAACAGUUCCGCAACUUUUUGGAGAAGAAGAGGAAGUUUGGUCCUCGUGAUGCCUUUUACCUGGGUGCUCUGGGCAAGUUGCUGGCGACGACCAUCACGUAUCCAUAUAUCACUGUCAAAGCCAGGGCCCACGUGGCAAGCAAAGAUGAUCCCCAUGAGGGAAUGUGGAAGAGCCUGAACAGAAUCGUCAAGGAGGAAGGCUGGGGCGGCUUGUACAAGGGUCUCGUCCCUAAAGUCAGCCAGAGUGUCUUGACUGCAGCUUUCCUUUUUGCCUUCAAGGAUGUUCUGUAUGACAUGACCGUCGACAUGCGCAGAAGGGCAAAGGCCAUCAAAGCAUAA
This is a messenger RNA of Fonsecaea nubica, 1023 nucleotides long. RefSeq lists its product as hypothetical. The transcript is spliced from 2 exons. Gene Ontology annotation, molecular function: coenzyme A transmembrane transporter activity; NAD transmembrane transporter activity; FMN transmembrane transporter activity. Gene Ontology annotation, cellular component: peroxisomal membrane. The record is from RefSeq and is a predicted model, not a curated record. NCBI's taxonomy places the organism in Eukaryota, Fungi, Ascomycota, Eurotiomycetes, Chaetothyriales, Herpotrichiellaceae. The coding region runs from base 1 to 1023 and encodes 340 amino acids.